Molecule: messenger RNA, 1161 nt
Organism: Mesorhabditis belari
Lineage: Eukaryota; Metazoa; Nematoda; Chromadorea; Rhabditida; Rhabditidae
Source: the annotation of a GenBank genome assembly
AUGACAUUGACUUUCGAUGAGUUUGAAGCAUGUAAAAGAGUGAUCAAGUUGGCCGAAGCUGAAGGAAAUCCUUAUAUUGAACAUAUUUUUAAUGUAAAUCGAUGGAUACAAGCAUACGAAGGAAAUGAAGAAGAAGCGGCUAAGAUCUUGAAAAGGCAUCUAAACUUGCGCAAAGUGAUGGGCUGGGAUGAUUGGCCAGAAGAGAGUGAGGGGUUUGAUGAAAGAGUUGAUCAAUUCGCUCCAUUAUCGAUUCUCGGGCAAAAUAAAGAUGACGAUAAUAAGGUGGUUCUUUUUGAGCAAAGUGGGAAAAUCGAUAUUCAUGGUUUGAUUGACAAUGCAAAGGUUACCUCAUUUAUGAGAGCGAAAUUUCGCUUAAUGGAACGAAUUCAUCGAAAAGUUAUCGAAUUGGAGAAAAAGACGGGACGCCAAUCAGGCGGCCUUUUGGUGAUGGAUUUGGAUGGAUUAGAGUUUCGGCCGGCAUUGCUUUCAUUACUAGCUGGUCCAUAUCGUAUUAUGUGGGGUACUUUAUUCGAGCAAUAUCCUCAACUCAUUCGCCACAUUCUCAUCGUGAGAGCCCCAAAAUUCGUGAAUCUUCUCUACUCGACGUGUAUCCCGUUCAUUCCGAAUGAUUAUAGGUCUCGACUGGAGAUUUGUUCAUCAUCGGAUCCUUCAAAUACUCUCCUAAAACAUAUCUCUGCUUCAUUGCUACCAAAAGAAUAUUGUCAAGGAGGAAAUGCUGACGAUGAGGACAAUUUUGAGAUGAUCACAAUUCCAAUUCCACUCUCACCAUUCCCCCCAUGCAUCGAUUCACCGGUUGAUCUUGACACGAUCUCCGUCUCAGCUGGUGAUAAACUCAUCAAAAAGUAUCACUGGGAAGCUGGCACAAAGCUUCACUUUUACAUGAAACAUUCCGAGGGAUUUCAUUUUUUCAUUUACUAUUCAAAAGACGAUAUUGAAAACGAGGAUUUAUGGCAAGAGAUUUAUGCGGGAAGUGAAAGGCCACCGUUGAGAUUGUGUGAUGAUUGGAAAUGGGAAACACCGAAAAGCGGCUAUUACUAUUUGUGUUUCGGCAACGAGAGAGCCUGGUUUUUCUCGGUCACUCUCCAAUACAGAGUCUUUCGCCUCAUCGGCGAGCAUCGACAAGUGGAAGAAGCGAUUGAA